This is a messenger RNA of Amaranthus tricolor (Joseph's coat), 6114 nucleotides long. RefSeq lists its product as uncharacterized. Gene Ontology annotation, cellular component: chloroplast. Lineage: Eukaryota; Viridiplantae; Streptophyta; Magnoliopsida; Caryophyllales; Amaranthaceae. The record is from RefSeq and is a predicted model, not a curated record. The coding region runs from base 222 to 2819 and encodes 865 amino acids. The transcript has 20 exons. Gene Ontology annotation, biological process: guanosine tetraphosphate metabolic process.
UAAUAACUAACUCUCAUUACUUUUGAGCAAAAUUCAGAUUGGCGUUCUUCCAUUCUGUCAAAACUUCCAACCACUCGUGUAUCUCAAUUUCCUGUCCCCAUAACAUAUGAUUUUGGAAUCACCUUACCUUCAUACCCAUUUCACAAUUCCUGCAAAAACUGAGGAACAAAUCCAUAAUUUUCUUCAAUUUUUACGAACACAGGAGAACAAUUAGAAAUCAAAUGAUCACAUGCCACCCCUCAAAUUCAACUACUACAACAAAUUUUUCAAUGAUUGGCCAAAGAACUUCAACCACUUUACAAUUAUUUCACAAAAUUCGCUGGAAUUUUCGCCAUUUUCGGCCAUUAUACCCUCACAAAUUUGGCCCUAAUUUGGCAGUUUCCUCGUCGUUGGGCCCACUUUUCGCCGCAGCGGCUGCUGUGGGUUCUUCCACGCAUGCCGCUGUAACGUCAACUAUUACGCAGGUAGCUGUUACCGCCGUCGCCAUCGUUUCUGGGGCUUGUCUUUCCACUAAAGUGGAUUUCCUGUGGCCUAAAUCCCAUGACCAACCUAGUCCUCUCAUAGUGGAAGGAGUGGAUGUAACAGGCUAUCCCAUAUUUACUAAUCCAAAGGUGCAAAAAGCUAUAUCUUUUGCAAGGAAAGCACAUCAUGGACAGUUACGUAAAAGUGGAGAGCCAUACUUAUCACAUUGUCUGCAUACUGGAAGAAUCUUGGCUAUUUUAGUGCCGUCAAACGGACAAAGGGCUGUUGACACAGUGGUGGCUGGGAUUCUCCAUGAUGUCAUUGAUGAUACAAAUGAAACUUUAGCCUGUAUAAGGGAAAAUUUCGGUAAUGAUGUAGCUCAGAUGGUAGCUGCUGUUUCCCGGUUGAGUUAUAUCAAUCAGUUGUUGAGAAGACAUCGCAGAAUAAAUGGAAACCAGAGCAAUCUUACUCAUGAAGAGGCAAAUAAUGUGCGAGUGAUGCUCUUGGGUAUGGUUGAUGAUCCACGGGUGGUACUCAUAAAACUUGCAGAUCGCCUUCACAACAUGAGGACCAUUUAUGCUUUGCCACUUUCUAAAGCUGAAGCUGUUGCUGAAGAAACGUUAGUUGUUUGGUGUUCUCUUGCUUCGAGAUUGGGUCUCUGGGCUUUAAAGGCUGAACUAGAAGAUCUUUGCUUUGCUGUUUUGCAGCCUCAGCUGUUUCUUCAAAUGAGAGCUGAGUUGGCAUCCAUGUGGAGUCCUUGCAGAAGGGCAGGGAAUCUCCGAAAAGCUUCCACAAUAGACAAUUUUCUUCCAACCUCAAAUGCAGCUGCUGCAAGUAGCUUUAACGGUUCUGUGGUCGACGACGAAGAUGAUAUACAUAUGAAGGAUCUUCUUGAAGCAGUCCUACCUUUCGAACUCUUGUUAGACCGAGGAAAACGAAUGAAUUUCCUCAGUAAUUUUACAACCUAUUCCAAGAUCUCAACAAAACCAAAGGUUGUGAGGGAUGCUGGAAUUGCUCUGGCAUCUUUAGUACUUUGUGAAGAGGCGCUUGAGCGUGAACUUCUGAUAUCAACCUCUUAUGUACCAGGGAUGGAAGUUACUCUAUCGAGCCGCUUGAAAAGCUUGUAUAGCGUGUACAGCAAGAUGAAACGAAAAGAUAUUGACAUCAAUGAGGUCUACGAUGCACGGGCACUAAGGGUAGUUGUUGGAGAUAAGAAUGGAACUCUACAUGGACCUGCUGUCAGAUGUUGCUACAGUGUCCUUGACAUAGUCCAUAAGCUUUGGUCACCUAUUGAUGGAGAAUUUGAUGAUUACAUUGUUAACCCUAAGCCUAGUGGUUAUCAGUCUUUGCAUACUGCUGUACAAGGCCCUGAUAAUGCCCCUUUGGAAGUCCAAAUCAGAACUCGGAGGAUGCAUGAGUAUGCAGAACAUGGAGUUGCGGCACAUUGGCUCUAUAAAGAGACCAAUAACAACUCACUUUCUGGUAUAAGUUUAGGUGAUUCUUACGUAAAAGAAUUUUCCACUUUUUCACAAGGCUUGGAGGAACAAAGUUCUAUAGAAGACAUAUUUUGGAAAUACAGCUCCUUGAAAGCAGGACACCCAGCACUUCGAGUAGAACGAAGUAACUUGCUUGCUGCUGUUAUCAUAAGUGUCGAUAAGGGUGGCAGAGAAUUACUUGUUGCUGUCAGCUUUGGAUUAGCAGCAUCCGAAGCAGUUGCUGAGAGAAGAACGUCAUUCCAAAUAAAGAGAUGGGAAGCAUAUGCUAGAUUAUACAAAAAGGUUUUUGAUGAGGGGUGGUUUGAACCAGGGCAUGGAGAUUGGUGUACAUGUCUAGAGAGGUACACGCUUUGCCGAGAUGGACUUUAUCACAAGCUAGAUCAAUUUGAUCGUCUGCUGCCAACUUAUAUUCAGGUUAUUGACCUAACAGAUGAAGAGGAUUCUAAGUAUUGGGCUGUCAUGUCUGCUGUUUUUGAGGGUAAAAAUGUAGAUACUAUCACAUCUUUUUUGAGGAACUGUAACAAUCCCAUUUCUGGCGCUUCAGCUUCCACUGAAGCUAAUAUCAAUAAUAAGGUGCAUCUACUGAGGACAAUGCUCCAAUGGGAGGGGCAGAUAAUCUCUGAAGUCGGUGUGAAACAAGGCUCUUUGUCAAGCAAAUCCUAUGAUGAUUCCAUAAUGUUUGGGGAAGUAGCAGUUGUUUCUUGGCCCGAUGGUGAUAUAGUAAGAUUACGAGCAGGAAGUACGGCUGCAGAUGCUGCGAGAAGACGAGGGCUUGAUGGCAACUUGGUUUUGGUAAAUGGUCAACUCGUACAACCCAAUAUUGAGCUCAGAGAUGGAGAUGUGGUUGAAGUAAGACUUUAAAUUUUUAUUUUUGUACAUAAUAUUCUUGUGGCUUGCUUUCUUUCAGGAAGCUACAGAAACAGUGGGUAUUGCAUCAUUAGUUGUACAUAACUCAUGUAUAUUCUGUACAAAGGGUUAUUCUCCAUCAUUCUUUGAAUGAAAAUUCUUAAGCAUCAAAUAUGAGUUGCUUAAUUAACAGCUUCCAUCACUCCGAACAAUUCAUACACAUUGUCGGAACUCUGAACUCGUGAAUGGUCAUGAUCAUUAUGUUAUGGAAGCUCAGGCACCGAGUAUACUCGAAAUGAUGAUGAAGAAGCUCGGUGAAUGGGCUUGCUUGAUGAAUUGAAUUAGAGUUGUGAUGAUGCUAGAAGCUUGGAGAAAUGAGCUGUGAAUCAUAUAAUUGUAAAAAUGAAGUUAUUAGAGGUUAGGUUAAGAAUGAAUGAUGGGGAGAAGUUUGUUAGCUUGUUAAUAUGGUAACAACAAAAUUUCAUCACCCAAUGUGGCUAAGUUGCUCCCCAGGAUGGGGUUUGGGGGUCAGGUGUACGCAGCCUUAUUCUUAUACUCUUGCCAGUGAUAAUAAAGAGGUUUCCGAUUGAUUUUUCGUAGCAAGCUUCAUUGUACCCUUGCCUACACAAUGAUUGGCUAGGGAUAUACUACCUAUGUUUUUUUUUAUUAAUAGCUUCACUUCACCCUUUUUAUGUGAGAGAUUUUUGAGUGAAGUGUAGCUAUUAGUAAAAAAACGGGGGUAGUAUAAGAAAUUGGAAUAGCCAUCGCAUUGGAAGCUUCAUUUUACAAUCAUCAAAUGCAAUAGUAAAACCCCCCUUAUGUUUGGCUACACUGCAGCAUCUUUGGUCAAUGAAGCAAAUGGGGUAAUGGUUUUUUGGAGGCUUUGUUGAUUAAUCAACCCUGAUUAAUAAGUAAUAACUUUAUUACUAGUAAACUUGUACAUGAUAUUUUUAUACAUAUAAACUUGUACAUGAUAUUUGCUAUUCUCUCUGUUUGUUGAGUUUGUUCUCUAGGAUUCAAAAUGUUGAUAUUAGAGUUUUAAGGUAUAAACUGAGGGACAAAGGAAGUAUUAUGGGUUAAUUGAAACUAAUAACUUUAUUACUAGUAACAAAUGUAUGAGAUCGUCUCUCUACGAGACAAAUUUAUGUAAUUAGUUUAUUUCUCUAAUUGGAUCACUAAAGAUUAUAAGUAAUCAUUUUAAGAUAAUAAGUGAUCACUCUAGAACUAUAAAAAGUGACAACCUAAAACUAUAAGUGAUCACUUUAAAGUUAUAAGUGAUUAUUUUAAAACAGUAUGUGUAUAUUAAACCAGUCCAAUAAAUAUAAUUUAUGAAAAUAAUGAAUUCGUAUUAGCUUUAAAAUUUUUGCUUACAAACUAGUGUUUCAGCUGACAUAAGAACUAUUCAUAACAAUCUCAAAGUCUUAGUCACAAAGAAUUAUUUUAAUUAUUUAAUCAAUUAAAAUCUAAAAUUCAAAAAAAUCUGACAAAACUAACAAAAAAUAAUUACCAAAUACACUCAAAUACUUUUUGUACUAAAAUGACCAAAAUACAUAAUUGGGUCUUAUUUAAGUCAUAAUACAUUUUUACUAAAUAUUUUUCAAUUUGAGUGAAACUGAUAUUGAGCAUGAGCACCCCUUUAUAACCAUAAAGAUGGAGUUAAGGAGAAAUAAGAGAAGGAUCAAAUGAUGGCUGUGAGAUUGGCUGAACUUCCAUGGUCGAUAGCUUCCAUAACCAAAAGGAGAGCUUUAACAACCUUACCUUCAACCAAAUUCUUGUGUUGUUCAUCUUCUGGAAAAUCAAAUUCCAGAAAGCUCAUCCUCUAUUCGAAGCCUGGUUGCUGUUUGUGUGAUGGUCUCAAAGAGAAACUUUCUGCUGCUUUUUCUCUCUCCUCGCCUACUGAAUCUGAUCCUCUCCACGACGUCGAACUUCAGAUAAGGGAUAUUACGACAAAUCCGGAUUGGGAGAAAGCUUACCAGUACGAGAUUCCUGUUUUGGCUAUUUUACGAACUGAUGGUGUUGAGAAGGCUCAUAAAUGGCAUCAUCCAAAAGGGUGACUUGUACUGUUUACAGAAGCUAUGGCGGUUGUACUUGGCUCGAGAUGAUCACUUUCAAGUAUUGUAUCUAUCAGCAUCAUAUGAUUUAGAAAAGAAAGCAGCAAAAUUAUUAUAAUAAUUCCAGUGUGAAUAUAUGUUUAGGCUUUUGUUCGGCAAAUGUUGUUGAUGUCUCAGUUUAAGUUAGAUACUUCAUGACAUUGUUUUUUCUUUAUGCUAACCAAACUUAUUUCAGGUCGCAAUUCAAUUCCAUUAUGUCUUGCCCGCUAUAUUCACUCAUAAUUAUACUACUUUUGAAAACUUUGUUCUUUGCUUUGGUUUUUUGAUUGGUUUUGCCUCAUUCUCACAAUUUUACUACUCAACAAGUUUAAAUAAUAUCACUUUGAUUCUAAGAAAAUUAAUUUAGUUUAGUUGUAAUUAGUUCAACCUAGCAAUAAUGAAUCCACAAGAACACAUCCUAAGUCCAUUCAAUCAAGUAUGGUUUAGCCCUAGUAGGUCGGAGCGAAUAGGAUUUUGGUCAAUUUUGUUGUAUUACAAGAAAUUUACAUUUUCUACAUAUCAAACCAUAGAUUUCAAGUAUUUUUUUGAUUUCCAAGGAUUUCAGGGUUACAUAUUACCUAGUUAAGAAAAUGUGUACAUAAAGUAGGCAACUCCAAUAAUGGUGUUCUUUAGAUACCUGUUGAGCUAUCUAAUUGACAUCGGGUAUUGGUGCUAUCAAGAUAAAUUCUUUACUCUGCUUUUUGUUGGAUUUGCUUUGCUAUUUUCUUUCGUCUCAUUGAAUUGUUACAUUCUCUUUUAGGAACAUGGUAUCCACCCAUUAUCUUCUAUUCUCAUCCAUGCAUUUUUCUUUGUUUAAAUAUCCAUUAUGAAGGGUAUGAUUUGGAAGUAAGGGAUUUAAACUAAUUGAUUCCCUUAUAACCAAGUCUCUUCAAAGUGGAAAGAUUUGGAAGGACCUCAUUCUCUUUGUCUCCCUUUAUUUUGCUCUAAACAACCCAUGGAAGCUUCCCUUAUUAUUCAUUCCUCUUCCUUCGCCUUCCCUUACCUUGAAUUCAUAAUGAUUUGUUUUGUGCAAAUUAAGGAAAUGACACCCUCUCGUUUUCCCUCCCCUUCAUUACCCUUCAUUUCCGCAUAAAGAAAGUCGAACGGCAUGAGAAGGAAUUGUGUAGUUGCUACUAUCUAAAUGUCAUUUAAUACUAUUGGUGUAAAUCUUAUAAAGAUGACAUAUCUAGUACUUCAUGAUUCUUGAUCUCAUUGAUUUU